AUGUUAAGAUUUAAUAAUCAAAGAAAGUUAUUGUUCUUUUUAUUUACUAAAAAUUAAUUAAAUUUUCAUUAAUUGCUAUUCAAUAUUUUGGAAAAAAAAUAAAGGAUGUAAUAGAUUAAAUAUUAUAAAAAGUUAGAAGAAAUUUUAAACUCUUCGCUUUAAUCUUAUUAGGUUCUCCAUAUUGAUCUUAGUUACAAUAGCAUUGGUGAUAAAGGUACUUCAGGCUUAUUUUCUGCUAUAGCAAGUUGCACUAAUCUCUCAAAUUUGAUACUUAAUCUAUCCUACAAUUCAAUUCGUGAUUAAGAUACUUCACUCUUAG
This is a messenger RNA of Tetrahymena thermophila SB210, 319 nucleotides long. RefSeq lists its product as hypothetical. The annotation marks the transcript as partial. Lineage: Eukaryota; Ciliophora; Oligohymenophorea; Hymenostomatida; Tetrahymenidae. The record is from RefSeq and is a predicted model, not a curated record. The transcript has 4 exons.